UAUUCUGCUAAAUAAAAUGUAAUGUUACAAAGACUCACUUCUAGCAGAACAGAUAUACAGCAAGAGACACAACUGAGGUGUUUAGAUCAGAACAGACGAAUGGUCUAGUUAAAGUGUAGCACUAAAUCAAACUGAGUAAGACUUUUAAAUUAGUGUCCAAGGUCACUUUGCAUCCAAUAUAGUUGAGCUUGAGCUGAUUUACAAAUAGGAACCUGUAGGGCUGGACACAAUCAAUAACAAUAUCUAUAGCGAGAGAAUCGAUAAUACGUCAUUAUUGAUUACUGAAUAAAUAAAGAAUAUUCACUGAGCUCCGAUCCAGAAUUGAACAGCAUUCUACAGGAUGUAGAUAGAGCUGGUCAACCUCUCACAGCAAUCAACUAACUCGCUCACUCUUUGGUUACCUAGCAACAACUUGCUGAUUAACUUGCGCAGCAGCAGUUUCAGGUUUCCUUGUCUCAUAACUGUUUAAAAAUAAUUAACAACGCCGUGGAGAGAAAGCUGGAUCAAACAGGAACACCACCAGUUUGGCAGUAUUUCAGAUAUUUAAAACUAAAAACUAAUCGGUAAUUAUCGGUAUCGACUGACAUGAAAUGCUUAUAUCGCAAUAUGUUUUUCCAGCACUAGGAAUAGGUAAAAAAAACAAACAAAACUUUAGCCUCGAAAUAAAUUUCACAUAUUUCGUAAAAACACGAUGGGAAACCCAUUAAAAUGCACGGAACCAUUCUACGUGUCUGGAUGAAGAUGUGUCGAAGAUGUAUUUAUCAUUUAUCGUGAAUUGUUUAUGAGCGCAUUUGUGAUCCUAAUUGAAUGUAUCUACGAGCUGAACGCGGUUCCUCUCUGAACAGCUGGUUUUUACUGAAAUCCAUACCGAAGUCCCCCCCAGCCCCUCCUCCAGAAAAACAGCGGGAUUUCCUGCCUGACAUGAGCCGUCGUUUUGUGGUUUUUAGCAACCAUGUUAUUACGCUCGUAAAUUUCCAGAAUCCCCUGAUAAAACAUGGAUUAUUAUUUGCUGACACCAUUCUUAGUGAUGCCGCAGGAUCCGCAAGAAUCGCGCGGCUCAUGCUGAAAAUAUGAGGCCACGCUUAAGCAGCUUCGCGUAGACUGACAGAAUCCCUUUCUAGUAAAUCUAAUGACUGGGUUUGCUGAUAUUCUUUGGAUUGGACCCAUUUUUCACAUCCAGAGGUACUUCUGCAGGGCUCUCUGCGAGGCAGGACUUCUGCAAGGAAAGGCUUGCAGAGUGUUGCAGCGAGGCGAUUGGCCAGCGUGAAGACCAAUAGUCUGCAGAGCUGAGUGUUAUUUGAACUCUCCUCAGACAGAACAGUAAAACCAGACAUCAUCUGACUUUUCUAAAAUUAUUCCCUGAAUGAGGAUCUACCGUUUGUGGACGUCUUUGGGAGUCUGCUGAUGCACCUGUUGACAGAGGAGAAACCCCGCGUGUUUGAGAAUGGACAAAUUUGCAGCGAUGAAGACUGAUGAUAAUCAGUUUUGUUUGGACAACUACAGAAGAGCUGAAGACAGAACCGGGCCGAACUGUGAAGACUCACCUCAGACGAGUUUAACAGACGGACAGAGCCCAGACAUGCAGCCGGCCGAGAAACUCCCUGCCUUGAAGUACAGAAGAUGCAGCUCUCCCAGGUCUCGUCUCGGUGGGGUGAAAGCUCGUCACAAAAGGCAGGUACUCCAGGACAUGGCUCGGCCGCUGAAACAUUGGCUGUACAAGCACCGGGACAAUCCUUACCCAACAAAAACCGAGAAGGUUCUUCUCGCUCUGGGUUCACACAUGACACUAGUGCAGGUUUCCAACUGGUUUGCAAACGCCCGGCGAAGGCUGAAGAACACGGUGAGGCAGCCAGACCUGAGCUGGGCGCUGAGGAUCAAGCUCUACAAUAAAUACAUCCAGGGAAACGCUGAGAGGCUGAGUGUGUGCAGUGACGAUACAAACUCGGACGACGAAGAGUGCACCCUACCGACUCCAAUCGCCCAAUCAAACUUUGGCGGCUCGUCUUACCGCCGAAGCCUGCUUGAGAAACAGGCCAGUGUCCUCGCCGGGGCAGACUGCUCCAACGAAGAUGACGGCACGUCUCCUCCGUCCAAGUACAAGAGCAGCUUGCUGAACCGCUACCUGAACGACACCCUUCGACACAUGAUGGCUGCAAAGGCUGACGCCAUUGCCUCCGCUCGCGGGAAGAGAUGCCUUUCCCAAUCGUUCAGCUCCAACGAAUGCGAUCGAGAUGUUGUCUCGCCGGAUUCUUCCUCCGAAGCCGAGGCCAACUUCAUCUACAGCAUGGAUACAACUGACAACACUUCAGUUAAAUGUUGCAGGGGCCAGCUGCAGAGCCGAAACCCAGCGAGAAAAGACGGCCAGGGCUGGAGGGAGAUCCACGCCGCCGUGGCCCUCACCAGCCUGGCCCAGGGCAAGAGCUGCAAGGCGGCGCAGAGCCCUGACCCGGCACCCGGCGCCGCCACGGGGCAGAGCCGCACCGCGGAGCCCUUCUCCGUAGCGAAAGCCAGCCUCACGGGCAGGCUGUGUGUGACGGGAGCCGUGUCGGCCCUGAAGCAGAGCGCCGGGGCCGCCCUCACCAGCCGCAUCAUCCAGAAAUCGUCUCACAUCUCCGAGGUCCAGACUGUCAAAGCCCCCCUGGCAAACACCGGGUAGGCACUGAACGCCGUGUUCCACUCGCCGCCAGCCAGAAGUGCCUCGUAGUGCACACAGUGUACAGGCCGAACGUUUUACACCUUUCUAAUUAUGUUAUAUACUGUAACAUCUAAUUAGUACCCAGAAGAGUGAAUCCAAAUAAUGUCUGCUUGCUUUGCUACGCCCUAYGUGACCUUCGUUUUCCAUAACUUAUAAGAACUGUCAGGACACCGGAGAAUCCUCCYGUGAUGAAGUUUUACAGCAGCCGUUUGAAUAAAGCCAAUGUGAAAACUU
This is a messenger RNA of Poecilia reticulata (guppy), 2929 nucleotides long. RefSeq names its product homeobox protein Mohawk-like. Gene Ontology annotation, cellular component: nucleus. The record is from RefSeq and is a predicted model, not a curated record. Gene Ontology annotation, molecular function: DNA-binding transcription factor activity, RNA polymerase II-specific; RNA polymerase II cis-regulatory region sequence-specific DNA binding. Lineage: Eukaryota; Metazoa; Chordata; Actinopteri; Cyprinodontiformes; Poeciliidae. Gene Ontology annotation, biological process: muscle organ development; regulation of transcription by RNA polymerase II; cell development.